AAUUUGUUGUACGCAUUCUACCGCUCUUUCUCUCUCUCUCUCUUCUGCCUCAAAAAAUUUAGAAGGGUGAUUGGUGAAAUGAAAUCCAUGGAAAUGGCGGCUUGGUUUUCCCUCCCAUUUUAAAAUCUCAAAACCGUGUUGAAAAUCCUUUCAACCACUUUCAACUUCCCCCAAAUUUUAAUUACCACCAAAGUUUUCCCUCUCUUCCUAUCCACCAAAUUCAAACCCUAAUUCGUUUCUUUCAAAAGCCCUAAUUUUCUGUCUCAGUCUAGGGUUUUCCGAUGGCUGAUCAUGCAGAGACUUUGGCUCCGCCGUCGGAAUCAGUUAGUAUAUACGCAGAUGCGGUUGAAUCCUCUUCCCCCAAAGAUUCUCGUUCGCCUACACAAACCCUAGAUCGAUACUUGAGCUCUCGUCGUACUAAAGUCGAUGUUCACGCUAGCGCACAUAUGUUGUUUGAUAAAAUAUCUCAAGAAGAGGAGGAAAAAUUGGAGGAUUCUAAGCCACCGGAAUCACAAAUAAAUCCCUUGAUGGCAACCGAAGUGCUCGAAGAUUCUGAAGAACUGGCGCUAUCUCUUUCCGGUGCGGAAGCUAAUGCUCCCACUGAGCCCUCAAGUCCCGUGGCUGGUGAUGAUAACGCUAAUGAUCUCGCCGAUGAGACCGAUGCGUGGAUUUCGUGUAAUCGAAGUGAAAACGAUGUCUACAAGCCGUUGCCCUCAGUUGCGUCAAGUUCUUCGAGUUGGUACGAAGAUGUCUAUGAGAAGCCGUCUAUGGUGGGUGCAGGACUUGCCAAUCUAGGCAACACUUGCUUUUUCAACGCAGUUAUGCAGUGCUUCACACACUCUGUGCUACUUGUUCAGGGUCUAUUUUCAUCUCCCCAUCCAACUCCUUGUGAUUGUAACAAUGAAAGGUUCUGCUUGAUCUGUGUAUUGCGGGAGCAAAUUGAACUUUCUUUAACAUCAACUGGAAAAGUUGUCUCUCCAUGGAAAUUUGUUGACAACUUGAGUUAUUUUUCAUCAUCUUUCCAAAGAUAUCAACAAGAAGAUGCUCAUGAGUUCUUGCAAUGCUUUCUAGAUAGGCUUGAAAGUUCUUUCAGCAAUUUAAAAGUGAAGGAUGCUACUCUCUCCUCAGAAAGUGAAAACUUAGUCAAGAAAGUCUUUGGAGGUCGUGUUAUCAGCAAACUAAGAUGUUGCAACUGCAACCACAUAUCUGAUACCUAUGAGCCUUCAGUUGACUUAAGCUUGGAGAUUGAAGAUGCAAAAAGUCUUUCAACUGCCCUUGAGUCUUUUACAAAAGUCGAACACAUUGAAGAUGAAGAAAUGAAGUUUACAUGUGACCAGUGUAAAGAAAAAGUGUCUGUUGAGAAACAACUUAUGCUCGAUCAAACUUCUCCUAUUUGUGCUUUCCAUUUAAAAAGAUUCAAAAAUGAUGGCUCUUAUGUUGAGAAAAUAGACAAACAUGUUGAGUUUCCUCUUGAGUUAGACUUGCAGCCCUAUACAUGUGGCAAUCAAAGCAAUAAUGAGGAGUUGAAAUAUGAACUAUAUGCAGUUGUGGUACAUGCAGCUUAUACAUCUAGCUGUGGUCAUUAUUACUGCUACAUUCGUUCUGCACCUGAAACCUGGUGCAAGUUUGAUGACUCAAAGGUGACUAGUGUUUCUGAAGCUUAUGUGCUAUCAGAGGAAGCAUACAUUCUCUUCUAUGCAAGACAAGGCACACCUUGGUUUUCAAACUUUAUGGAAACAUAUAAACCUUCAUUAGAUCCAAAUUUAUCAAACACUUCACCAAAAUCCGUUCUUGAAAACCUUGAUGCCCCAAUCAUCCAUUCUCAUGACACCAAUGAAUCUUGUAGCAGAUCAACUGAUAACAACAAAGUUACAGUUCCUGAAGCUAAAGAUCAUUGUAGUAUCAAAUCUGUUGCUGUGGUUCCAAACACUCCAAUUUAUGUAAAAAAAGAAAACCUUCCAUUGACCCUUAAAGAAUAUGGCUCUAAUCGUAGGGUAGUCACCCCCACAAGUCAUAACAAGAUUCACACUGCAAAUCCUGAAAAUGAUCCCAACAGAAGAAAAACCACAACCACAUUUGAAAUUGAAGACAUCUUUUCUCCUUCAACACCACCAAGAUCUCCUGGAGUUGAUUCUUCUGAUGAUGAAACAUCAGAAGUGGUUUUUGCUUCAAGGACUAGUCAACUAAAGCUUUUGGAGAAACCAUCUUACAAGAGACCAAGAAACAAAGAAGUUGAAAAUUAUGCAAAAAUUGAGGCUUUGAAGCAUUGUAAUAAGACAAUGCCUGCUUCAAGAAGAGACAUACUCAUGGCUGCUAUUAAGAGUGAGAGUGCAGUGAACAACAAAAGAAGCAAGAAAAUGGCAUCACUUUCACCUCCAAGAAAGAAUUUAAGCAGAUCAAGUGAACGCCCAAUCCCCCGUAAAUUAGCUUCUUCUUCAAGUUUUCGUUGAAGGUAAGCUUAGGGUUUUAAGAGGUUGCAUGAUUUUUAGGGUUUUUUUUUUUUGUUAUGAGAUAUGAUCUAAUGAUAUGAUGGAUGGAGGCAUGUGAAGUGUUUUGCUUGCCAUUCAUGGAGUGAAGUUGGU
Messenger RNA from Lactuca virosa, 2582 nucleotides. NCBI's taxonomy places the organism in Eukaryota, Viridiplantae, Streptophyta, Magnoliopsida, Asterales, Asteraceae. The record is from the annotation of a GenBank genome assembly.